Mesoplodon densirostris (Blainville's beaked whale) is the source of this 5103-nucleotide messenger RNA. RefSeq names its product ArfGAP with RhoGAP domain, ankyrin repeat and PH domain 2 (gene ARAP2). Bases 1 to 5103 code for a protein of 1700 amino acids. The transcript has 32 exons. Gene Ontology annotation, molecular function: protein binding; GTPase activator activity; phosphatidylinositol-3,4,5-trisphosphate binding. Gene Ontology annotation, biological process: signal transduction; positive regulation of GTPase activity. The record is from RefSeq and is a predicted model, not a curated record. NCBI's taxonomy places the organism in Eukaryota, Metazoa, Chordata, Mammalia, Artiodactyla, Ziphiidae.
AUGUCCUCAGUCAGUGAAGUGAAUGUUGACAUCAAAGAUUUCCUAAUGAGCAUUAAUUUGGAGCAGUACCUCUUACGCUUCCGCGAAUUUGGUUUUAAUAAUGUAAGGGACUGUGCAGAAAUAAAUGACAGUGUGCUCCUCAAAGUUGGAAUAUCACCUACAGGACACCGGAGGAGGAUACUUAAACAGUUACAGAUAAUCCUGUCAAAAAUGCAAGAUAUCUCAAUAUAUGCAAAUGUUCAUAAAACAAAGAAGAAUCAUGAGACUUCAGAGGAUCACCAUGCUCCAUCUUCUGCUCAGAAUACCUGCCUAGAACUUUCAGAUUCACACAGUGUUCAGACACCCAGCCCAACGCAGUUGGAGACUGUUACAGAAAGUCUUGAUCAAAAUGAAGUUAGUGUGGAAAAUAGCCAGUCUGUUAAAUCAGAUAAUAAGCUGACUCUUCCUACAUACAACUUUCCCAUUCCGGAAGAAGAACCACACCUGAAUUCAGAUUCUUUUCAAGAUUCUUUAUUUGGUAGUGAAAUUACUGAUGUAGAAUCUUUGACUGCACAAAAGACUGUCGACUGUACAACCGAAGAAGAACAAACAAAAAAAGUUGAUUUGAUCUCAGAAAAUGUGAGCAAGCUUCCUAGUGCAGACCCUGAAUUCCUUUCUUCCCCUGACUGUUCAGUAUCAGAAGCAAAUUCUGGAAAUGGAACUCAUGGUUUAUUAGAAAGCUCACCACCAUCCCCAUUCUUUCAAUUUCAAGGAGAAAUGGUUGUAAAUGAUUUGUAUGUUCCGUCUUCGCCAGUCCUAACACCUAUGAGAAGUCGUAGCAAGUUGGUUUCAAGACCAUCUCGAUCUUUUCUGCUAAGACAUCGGCCUGUACCAGAGAUUCCAGGGUCAGCAAAAGGAAUUUCAGGGAGCUAUUUCCGUGAGAGAAGAAAUGUUCCUACCUCAACUGGAAAAUCUAUGACACAGCAAAAUACGAAUGAGGAGAAUUCAUCUUCCAUUUUCCCUUAUGGAGAGACCUUUCUCUUCCAGAGACUAGAAAAUUCCAAGAAGAGACCCAUAAAGAAUGAAUUUUGGACCCAGGAAGAAACACUCAAAGGGGAAACAACUACUGAAAGAAACUCAUUUUUUGUCAAAUCAAGCAUAUAUGAUAACAGGAUGGAGAAUGUAAGUGAAGACAAAGUAGAAGAUAUUUGGAUACCUCGAGAGGACAAAAACAAUCUUCCUAUAGACUCUGCUUCGGAAUCAGAAUAUUCAACAGUAGAAGAAUGCUUUCAGAGUUUAAGAAGAAAACAUUCAAAGCCAUAUAAAUCUAAGACUCAAAAAGCAGCGAAUUUCAUCCCUGUUAAUAGGCACAGUUAUCCACUAAGCUCAACAAGUGGAAAGGCUGAUUCAUCAAUCAUUUCCUCAAAUGUAAUAUCUCCCUAUGCCUGUUUUUAUGGAUCAUCUGCAAGAAAGGUUAAAUCGGGAUGGCUUGACAAACUCUGUCCCCAAGGAAAACGCAUGUUUCAGAAGAGAUGGGUGAAAUUUGAUGGCCUUAGCAUUUCUUAUUACAAUAACGAUAAGGAGAAGUAUUCAAAAGGAAUAAUUCCCCUUUCUGCUAUAUCUACGGUACGAGUUCAAGGAGACAACAAAUUUGAAGUUGUUACAACACAAAGAACUUUUGUUUUUAGAGUAGAAAAAGAAGAGGAGAGAAAUGACUGGAUCAGUGUCCUGUUAAAUGCACUGAAGUUACAGGCCCUUUCCUCACAGUCUCAAGGAGCUGUUGCACCUGAGAAAUGUGGAUAUCUUGAACUGAGAGGCUAUAAAGCUAAAAUUUUUACUGUGUUAAGUGGAAACAGUGUGUGGCUUUGCAAAAAUGAACAGGAUUUUAAGAGUGGACUUGGUAUUACCAUAAUUCCUAUGAAUGUAGCAAAUGUAAAGCAAGUGGACCGAACUGUGAAACAGUCUUUUGAAAUAAUCACUCCUUAUAGGAGUUUUAGCUUUACAGCAGAGUCUGAAAAAGAGAAACAAGAGUGGAUUGAAGCUGUGCAGCAAUCGAUAGCAGAAACUCUCUCUGAUUAUGAAGUAGCUGAGAAGAUUUGGUUCAAUGAGUCCAACAGGAGCUGUGCAGAUUGUAAAGCCCCAAAUCCUGACUGGGCAUCCAUCAAUCUCUGUGUUGUCAUCUGUAAGAAGUGUGCAGGGCAACAUAGAUCUUUAGGACCAAAAGAUUCCAAGGUUAGAAGUCUGAAAAUGGAUGCCAGCAUUUGGAGCAAUGAACUCAUUGAGCUUUUUAUUGUCAUUGGAAACAAAAGAGCUAACGACUUUUGGGCUGGUAGUCUUCAAAAAGAUGAAGAAUUACACGUGGACUCUCCAGUAGAAAAGAGAAAAUACUUUAUCACUCAGAAAUACAAAGAAGGAAGAUUCAGAAAAACCCUUUGGGCAUCUCUUACCAAGGAAGAAUUAAAUAAGGCUCUGUGUGCUGCUGUGGUGAAACCAGAUGUUCUGGAAACAAUGGCUUUGCUGUUCAGUGGAGCAGAUGUCAUGUGUGCAACAGGCGACCCUGAGCAUAGCACCCCCUAUCUGCUGGCCAAGAAGGCGGGGCAGAGUCUGCAAAUGGAAUUUCUCUACCAUAACAAAUUCUCAGAUUUCCCUCAACAUGACAUACAUUCUGAAGGUGGAUUAAGUCAAGAGUCCUCCCAGUCCACGUUCCUCUGUGACUUUUUGUAUCAGGCUCCUGCUGCAGCUUCUAAACUCUCUUCAGAAAAAAAACUGCUUGAAGAGACAAAUAAAAAGUGGUGUGUUCUGGAAGGAGGCUUCUUGAGUUACUAUGAAAAUGAUAAGUCUACCACACCUAAUGGCACCAUUAAUAUCAAUGAAGUUAUCUGCCUGGCUGUACACAAAGAAGACUUCUGUUUAAAUACUGGGCCCAUCUUUACCUUCGAGAUCUAUUUACCCUCAGAACGUGCAUUUUUAUUUGGAGCUGAAACAUCUCAAGCUCAAAGAAAAUGGACAGAAGCAAUAGCCAAGCAUUUUGUUCCCUUUGUUGCUGAAAACUUAACAGAAGCUGACUAUGAUUUGAUUGGUCAACUCUACUACAAAGACUGCCAUGCCCUGGAUCAGUGGAGAAAAGGCUGGUUUGCUCUGGACAAAUCUAUUUUGUGUUUUUGCCUUCAAAUGCAAGGUCAGGAGGAUAGAAUGCACUUAAGAAGACUGCAAGAACUAACAAUUAACACAGUACUUCAAAAUGGGGAAAAAUUGGAUGUCUUGCUCUUGGUAGAAAAAGGGAGAACAUUAUACAUCCAUGGGCAUACCAAGUUAGAUUUCACAGUCUGGCAUACUGCAAUUGAAAAAGCAGCAGGUACAGAUGGGAAUGCAUUACAAGAUCAGCAGCUCAGCAAAAAUGACGUUCCCAUUAUCGUGAACAGCUGUAUAGCAUUUGUUACACAGUAUGGUUUAGGGUGCAAAUAUAUCUAUCAAAAGAAUGGUGAUCCUUUACAUGUAAGUGAACUCCUGGAGAGUUUCAAAAAGGAUGCAAGAAGCUUUAAAUUGAGGGCUGGAAAACAUCAGCUUGAAGAUGUGACGGGCGUAUUGAAGAGUUUUCUCUCUGACAUUGACGACGCACUUCUUACUAAGGAGCUCUAUCCAUAUUGGAUCUCCACCUUAGAUACCCAAGAUGACAAGGAAAGAAUUAAAAAAUAUGGAGCAUUUAUACGUACUCUUCCUGGGGUCAACCGAGCAACAUUGGCAGCUAUAAUUGAACACCUUUAUAGGGUUCAGAAAUGCUCAGAAAUCAAUCACAUGAACGCCCACAAUUUGGCUUUGGUUUUUUCCUCCUGUUUGUUUCAAACUAAGGGACAAACUAGUGAAGAAGUGAAUGUAAUUGAGGACUUAAUUAAUAAUUAUGUUGAAAUAUUUGAGGUUAAAGAAGACCAAGUCAAACAAAUGGACAUAGAAAAUAGCUUUAUUACCAAGUGGAAAGACACUCAAGUUUCCCAGGCUGGAGAUUUGUUAAUUGAAGUGUAUGUAGAAAGGAAGGAACCUGACUGCAGUAUUAUAAUUCGGAUAUCUCCCAUGAUGGAAGCAGAAGAAUUAACUAAUGACAUAUUAGCAAUAAAAAAUAUAAUUCCUACAAAAGAUGAUAUCUGGGCCACAUUUGAAGUCAUAGACAAUGAAGAACUUGAGCGCCCUCUUCACUACACAGAAAAUGUGUUGGAACAGGUGCUUCGGUGGAGUUCAUUAGCUGAACCUGGAUCUGCUUAUCUUGUGGUGAAGAGAUUCUUAACCAUUGACACAGUUAAACACUAUAAUGAGAGGAAGGCCCUGGAAAGUAUCAAAGAGGGAGUCUUGAAAAUCAAAGAAGAACCAUCUAAAAUACUCUCUGGAAAUAAGUUUCAAGACCGGUAUUUUGUUUUACGAGAUGGGUAUCUCUUUCUUUACAAGGAUAUGAAGAGUAGUAAACCUGACAAAAUGUUUUCUCUCAGUUCAAUGAAGUUUUAUCUUGGAGUAAAAAAGAAGAUGAAGCCUCCAACAAGUUGGGGAUUGACGGCAUAUUCUGAAAAACAUCUCUGGCACCUGUGUUGUGAUAGCUCACAAACUCAGAUGGAGUGGAUGGCCAAUAUCUUUAUCGCCCAGCAUGAAAGUGAUAUAUGGCCACCAGCUGGAAAGGAACGAAAACGUUCUAUAACCAAAACUCCCAAAAUUGGAGGUUUGCCUCUAAUUCCCAUCCAGCAUGAGAACAAUGCAACUCAAGCCUGGAGAGAUAUUGAGAGUGCAAAAGCAGAACUCAAAAGGCUACGGCUCAGUGCAAAGCAUGACCAAGAGCAUGGGGAUGGCACCUUAAAGGAGAGAGCCUCCAUCGUGGCCCAGUGCCUGGAGCACAAGGAUGAGAAACUUCGAAAUCGAACCAGAAAACAUUGGAGUUUCAACUGUCUGGAGGACACAGAAGCUGAGGUCCUUCAAGGGCAAGAGAAAGGCCAUAAAGGCCUAAAGACAUUGAGGAAGACUGAGGACAGGAAUGGCAAAGCUACUUUAGAGUCUAAUAAUAAGUUACCGCCAAAAGUCAUCGAAGAGCUUAGUGUGGUUCUACAGCGGUCAAGAACCCUUCCAAAAGAGUUACAGGCUGAGUAG